Trypanosoma brucei brucei TREU927 is the source of this 3273-nucleotide messenger RNA. RefSeq lists its product as hypothetical. Lineage: Eukaryota; Euglenozoa; Kinetoplastea; Trypanosomatida; Trypanosomatidae. The transcript has a single exon. Gene Ontology annotation, molecular function: protein binding. The record is from RefSeq and is a predicted model, not a curated record. The coding region runs from base 1 to 3273 and encodes 1090 amino acids.
AUGAAGUCAGGAAUAUCUAGUCGGUCGUACUACCGAGAUGUAAGAGGUCCAGUUCCGGUAUCGGAACGCGGCAGCCGUGUCUCGUUAACACCGAAGGCGGCAACGGAGGAGAAAAGAAGCCGUGUGGUGAGACGCCCAAGCGCAGCAGCAGCUAUCGCACCUGCUCGUGCUGCGGGCACUUCUGGAUCACUUCGCACAACAACACCCGUCUCAGCAACCACGUCUCGCAACCGAACAGUGGUCACCCCUUAUCGCGGAACACGUGCUUCUCAGAAGGCUUCCACGUUGCAGUCUCCAAAGACACUUUCACCAGCAGAAUCAACACACUCCGUCCCGUGCAUUCAAAGAAGGGCAUCCGUACCAGUACCCGUAUCAGGGCGCCGUUCCUCCUUCAGGAAUCCGUCAUCUGUUAGUGCACGACGAAGCACCAUUGGCCCAAUGCCGAGUCGUGCUUCAAUUGCCAUGACUUCUAUUUCGGGGGCUGGAGGUGCGUCAACGGCGGCGUCGAGUGCACAGACACCCACUAGAAAGAGGCACCCAACUGCGGUGAUGCCAAUAGCCGAAACAAAGGAGCAGGUAAAGAGCGACGUUGGCCGAAAUAGCAUUCCCUUCACCUUAUCAGGGCACUAUUCAUGUGCUGUGGUGGUGAAAUCAAGUGCUGCGGUAUGGGCUGCUAAUGAGGAAACUGGUGCUGUCGAUAUUUUUAGUAGUGUUUCAGGCGAUUUUUUGGGGCGAGUGCCUCCGCGGCCCCCUAUGAAGUCUGCGGCUGGGCCGACGCAAGGGUGUUUUUCUCUCAUUGGAACUCUUAAAGCGUUUGAGCAUCAUGUGUGGGCAGGGUACGAUGAUGGAACCGUCGUUGUGUACGACCACCUCUGCGUUAAUGCCGUGACAACUGGAUGCUUCCACUCAGCACCGGUUGUGUCGUUCUGCGGGAUGUCCGAUGGUAUCACUGUCAGUGCGUCCACCGACAUGACCCUUGUGCGGUGGGAUAAGGAGGAAAAGAAUUUUGAAGCCAUUACCCGUAUUGUUGGAGUACCCGAAGCGCAUCAGAUGCUAACGUGCACCACCUCAUUUGGUGACAAGUAUGUUCUCUGCGGGAUGACAACGGGAAAUAUUAUAGUGAUCGACUGUUCCACAGGCAUGCAGGCUGCCACACUACGAAAACACACCAGUUGCGUGAAUGCACUUGUUGUGAUGGAAGGUUUGCUCUUUACCUCAGCGGAGGAGGGUUGCGUGAAUGUGUGGAGCCUGCGCGCUGACACUCCUAGCGCUGGCACAACGUUUCAGAGUUGUUGCAGGCUACUUCGAUCGAUUUCCGUACAAAUGGCGGUUCGGGAUAUGGUUCCUCAUGAUGCUUCUCGUAGUUUGUGGGUGGCGUAUGUAGAUGGAUUGGUUGAGCGCUGGAGCGCCAAUCCUGACGAUGACUUCGGUGUUGAACAAGUGUUGAGGGAAGGAGUUGUUGACGCAGAAGGGGUACCUAGGCGAGUUGAGGCGGUUGCACUUCAGUGUAUGGGAACGGUGGAGACAAUGCGUGUACUUGCACUGGGAAGCAAUGGCAUCAGUAAGGUCUGGUGCGGUCACCGUAAUGAAGUGGAGGAAUCUUUGCAGCAGUCCAUUCAGUCGCUGAAUGCCAUAAUUUCUCAAGACGCAGCAGAGGCAGCUCUGUGGGAGAAAAAGGCUCUGCUACUGAAGCAGAAAGAGAUGAAGCGUAAACAAAAGUACAGUUUGUUGCUACUCAGCAUCUAUGAACGUCAACUCCUGUAUAGCUACUACGCCAGAUGGAGAAAGUUCUCCACUAAGAAUACCAAUCAGGGGCGUCAACAUAAGGAAAUUUGCUUCGAUCUGGAGGACCGUCAUCGAUUCCGUAUUCUUCGUCGUUAUUUUACGAUGUGGUGUUCCCUGUAUGAAAAAGAACAACGGCGGCUGCGGCAGAAGCUUCUCUCCACAACAUUCCAGAAGGUAUCACGCCGCAUGUGGUUGUCACGGUUGUUUUCCACAUGGAGAAGGUCCGCAACCGAACGCAGAAUGGCGCGACAUCGGUGGCAAAUAGCGGUUGCGUUGGAAAAAGUGUCCAAAGGAACCCUGUUGGAGAAAUUCUUUACCAAAUGGCGGUACCUUCGCUGUAAGUCGCGCAAAACUGUGGGAGAGGACAAGAUCAACAUAUUAGCUGCAAGGGCACGGAAGUCUUUACAACGGCGGGCCUAUGAUGAAUGGAGGCUACACCAUUCGUGUCACGGAAAUAAGAAUUCUCCCAUUGCUUGUGCUCCUUCAAGGGGUAACGCUGCAAAGAUAGCUGAAUCGUACGAAAAGGUAGUAAUCGAACGCCACCGCCGCAGUGUGUUUAACAUGUGGCGUAAUAUGACGAAGAGACGUCGUACUUUGUCUCGACUAACGAAGCUUGCCAGGUCCAAGGAGUCGCAACGCAAUAGGCACAUCUUAUUCAAAGGGUUCAUACAAUGGCAGUUGUUCGUGCAGCAGCAACAUCUUAAUGCCAUGAGCCGAGAAGUGCAGUUAGUGGAGAGGCGGCUGCGCCAUGCUGAGGAAACUAACGCAGACAUUUUUGACAAGUUACAGUUACAAAAGCGUCUGGACCAGCUUCGGAGGCAACACGACAACGAAACUCGGCAGCUGCAGGAGGAGCUUGCGCGCGCCCAGGAACUUAUAAACGAGCGAGAUGCUCUUCAGUCAGUUGAUCACGUAGUAAAUAAAAACGGUGCUGAUGAUGAAGAGGGAACUCCUGUGAGUACCUUUGGCACUCCAGCACGCUCAUAUGCGCCACAGGCGCUAUUCUCACCAAUUGUACUGCAGAAGAUGCCUACUUCAGAGGCGAUGGAGUUUAUUAUGAGCCGAUUGAAGGGUAUUGUAUUGAAUCUUUACACAGACAUGGGGCUUUUCCGUCAAGUUCGAGAGCGCCUGCGUUGUGGUACAACGGCGGCGGUCAUCUUCCUUGAAGGCUUUCAUGAGGUGAAACGCCUCAUCGUGUCACUCAGCAAAAAACGUGUGGGUGCCUCCACACGGCGCGGUGCUGAACGUUGGGCGGUGGCACCCGAAUCGUUUGAUGGUGUGGGAGCUCUCCCGUGUUCAGGUGUUGUACAGGGUAUAAAAGCGAUGGUUCUCGCAUAUGAUAUGGUGAGUAACUCUGACAUGGAAGGUUUAGCGGCAACGCGGGAGGAAAUAAUCGAAAACGUAGAUUUACUGUUUGCGCUAUGGAAAGCUUGUUAUGCUGCCAGGAAACCAGUGUUGCCGGUGAACAAUAGGGUUUCUACACGGUAA